AAUUACAGUUUUUGGCACUUUCCUUCCCCUUCCUUGACUUCUUAUUGUGAAGUUUAAAUUUCUCUUGCCUUUAUUUUGAAAGUCUCCGACGGAAGCGGUGUGUUGUAUUUAAGCCAGCUUGUUGCUCGGCUCUCGGUGUUUGCAGUCAGUCACAGAGAAGCGGAGCGAUGCUAGCCGUCUGACCGCAGGACCUGGAGGCACAGACUCGGUUUAAAAACAGACCGGACCCCUCUGGGAUGAGGUCUACUGUUUCGAGAACCAGACACAAGCAAUAACAAAAACCAUGGUGACCAAGAAAAUCCGGACCGAGUACAUGAAGAAGUUCAGGGAUCCCAAAUGGGAAACUUUUUCCAAAUGCUACGAGGACUCUCUGAAGUAUCGUCUUACCCGGCGGGUGAUGGAGCACUCCCACAAGCCCUGGAUUUGGGAGGGGUGGGAGAGCGUCUCUGAUUCCAGCGGGUGGUCCACGCCGAGGCUGACCAGGAACAAAAUCGCCCCUCUGUCCCUCCCACCACCGAUGCAGAGGUUGCUCAGCCCGAGACCACCUCCUGAGGAUGGAGACACUGAUGUAACGUCUGGUGAGGCAGCAGUCGUAGACGCUGCACCGACCGUAGAAAACGGUGUGAACGAAGCCAGUGGCGGUUCGAUGACGGUGGUUCCAAACAGCAGCGGACCCUCAGAUGACACGGCGACAGACAACGGUCCUGCUGACACAGCGUCUUCUGAUGGGGAGCCGGUAAACCCUGCACCAAAGCGCCGCCACCGCCGCCGCACCCCUCGGUCUGAGCCAGGACACCGGGACAGUUCCCAUGACGACAAACCGGUUGUUGUCCGCAAACCAGUGAGAGCGAAGAGCCAACCGCCAAUCAGCACCAAGGAAAACCGACGGCCGUCUAGCCGACUGGACUGGACGGAGGUCAAGAGGACGGCUAAUGAUAGCAGCACGUCCGACGCUUGCGUUCAAACCCGUCGGGAGUCCGACAAACGGAGCUCCAACCUGGACCGUCGGCGGGCUCGCUCAGCUGAUCUCGAGAAGAUCAGGCGGUCACAGCUGACAGUGGCAGAUGACCGUUGGAUGACAGAGUACAUGCGCUGCUUCUCUGCCCGGCUGAGGAACAGAAACUCUGGAAAUUUGACGUUUUAGAGGAGGAAAUGUCAGGUGUUUUAAGUGUUUAAAAUAUAUGAAAACAUAGCAUUUGAAAAAAAGAAAAUAUUUACAGACAAACAUUAUGUGUCACGUGUCUGUAAAGCUGUUAUAUCAAUCCGAUUUUGAUGCUACAAGUUUUGGUUCUCUCUUGAAAAAGAAAGUUACAGGUGUAAAAACAUUGACAUCAGCCUUCAAAGACUCAUGUUGUUUGAAUUGUACUUCCUGUAUAAUUGUUCUGAAAGUUAAUUUUAGUAAGAAGUUAAAUCGUUACAGGAUUUUCAUCUGGAGUAUUUGACCAUUCGAGUGUUUUCUCAAACUGGACAUGCGGAUGUUUACAUGUCUCAUUUUUUGUUGUUUUGUUUCUUAAGGAAUGUUUGUGAUGUAAUGUCUUCGGUGUGACCAAUCUGAGCUGCUUUCAUUUGUUUUGGCAAAGUUCACUAAGAGUAGAUGAAACUUUCAAAGUCAGCUCAAAAACACAGUUAUUUAUUUUAACUCUUUAAAAUCCAGUUUUUCUCGUAUAUUUCCACUUGAAGUACCUUUAAGGUCAUUAAUCAUCUUAUUCCACACUGACAGUGUCACAUAUCUCGCCUUGUUGCAACCCUUCAUUGAAACCACGUUUCACUGAGUAAAAUAUUUAGUUUUUAUGGCCGCUUUGUUUCAUAUUUUGUGCAUCAUUUCACCCCAAAUUCAGCCUGAUAUCUUUGGCAUCCUUUGAAACUUUAAAGUGGCGAUAUUAAUUUUAAUAGUAAGGUUUGGCUGCACAAGUUAAACGCUGUGAUAGUUUCAAGAAGGAAGAAAUGAAAUUCUAUUUUAAGAUAGAUCAGAUAUAUUUCUACGUUUAGAAACAACUGUGAGACCUCGUCUUUCCAAACAAACUCACAAAAUAAAGUUAGUUUUCUUCAAAGACAAACUUUAGAAAGAUACUUUAGGUUUCUAAAUGUAAACACAGAUCUGUGUAACAUGUUAAAAAUGUGUCUCAGGUAGAAAGAAGCUGACAUUCUUCGGAUUAAACUGUGAGGAGGUGAAGUGGUUCAAAUGGUUGUUAGAUGGUUCUUUGUUGUGUGUUUUUAUUUAUUUUGGUACCUGAUGAGUUGAAUUUUGAGACAAUCACAGGAAAAUAUAGAAAAUCCCAUAUUUAAGCUGAAAACUGGCACUAAAAUAAGAUGUUAUACGUGAGGAGUUUGUGAAAUGCACUGUUCAGAGAAACGUUCAUUUGCUUGCUGUAUCUCAAUCUUUGAGUUUGUGUGGUUUAUUUGCAGAACAUGAUAUGUAUCGUAUGUUGGUAGCAGUCUAUUGAAUAUAUUGAUAUAAUUUUAUCUCCAGCCUUGUUUACAUUUUUGGUCACUGUAUUUGUAUUGAAAAUGUGCACAGUAUAUAUAUUUUCAUCCACUUUGCUGUGAAUAAAAUCAUAUUUG
Molecule: messenger RNA, 2562 nt
Organism: Larimichthys crocea (large yellow croaker)
Lineage: Eukaryota; Metazoa; Chordata; Actinopteri; Sciaenidae
Gene: ccsapa
Product: centriole, cilia and spindle-associated protein a
Exons: 5
Coding region: 284-1144 (286 amino acids)
Biological process (GO): regulation of mitotic spindle assembly
Cellular component (GO): spindle; ciliary basal body; centriole
Molecular function (GO): microtubule binding
Source: RefSeq, a predicted model, not a curated record